Miscanthus lutarioriparius is the source of this 384-nucleotide messenger RNA. The record is from the annotation of a GenBank genome assembly. Lineage: Eukaryota; Viridiplantae; Streptophyta; Magnoliopsida; Poales; Poaceae.
AUGGCAUUGAACCUUCAAUACCAAGGCAUUCGACUACAACUAAAACUGCUCCCCUUCGAUACCGAGGCAAACCCCUCCGUAUUGGAGGGAAACCAAAGCAACGAAGAAGUAUCAGAAGGCGGAAGCACCAAGGAACCCCGUGACUGCCCCCGCCGCUGGAGAGUCCCGACAACCGCCGCCGCCACCAGAGGUCGCGCAAGGGAGGGCGGAGGAGAUGCGGGAUCCUCUUCUUCCUCAAGUCCGGUCACCGCUGAGUGCCAGGAUCCCCUUCUUCCUCAAGUCCUCAGGUGCCGGGAUCCCCUUCUUCCUCAAGUCCGGCAGCAGCGGGGAGUGCAGUGCAGCGGCGGCACCGGCACCGGCAGCAGGUGCGGGUCGUGGUGCUAG